CAUCUCACUGUGUGUGUGUGUGAGCAAAUGGCUGCGUGAUGCUUAGCUGCCUGCCAAGUUAAACCACAAAGGGGAUGCCUUGGCUGCCCAGUGUUGCUCACCCUGGGGGGGCAGCCAUAAAAUAAUCCCUAGGACCAAGGUCUCUAGCUGACCAACUGUGGCUCAGAUGCUGGCUCUUGGCCAACACAGCUCUUCAAGCGUGAACUGAUUUGACAGCUACUGUAACCACCUUGCUCUGAUAUAUCCACACAAGGACUCUUCUUUCAAGCUUUUCCUUCCUUCAUGAGCAAACUGUUUUCAUGCUAAUCUCAACUUAUUUUACUCUUGCAGGGUGCUGAAGAAAUUUCCAAGUCUGGUACAACAUCCUCGUCAGACAUGACCCCACAAUCCUCCCUAGCAUAAUAGUGCAUAAUUGCAUAUGUGUGAAUCUAAAGAGGAGAAAGCAGGUGAAUUGCUUCCUCUUUCCAACACAUUUGGCUGUGGAGUUGUAAUGCUCAGAGUGCAGUUUUUCACUCAGCAGCCACUACUUUCUUUUGCCACUCUGGGAACAUGUAGACUCCAGCGAUAACACAUUAUUAUUUUUUUUUAAUGAACAUGACCCACCUAAACAAACAGCUUGGUCAUUAAUCAUUUCAACUGAAGUAUGAUAUCAAAAGGAGUGCACUGCCUCCAGCUGGGGGAUGCCUUCCUCAUGGAGGCAUGUGUUCUCUGUGCAGCUGCAUGCCAAGCCUUCCUAAAUAUGCUCUAAUGCCACUUUUAACUGUAGGAAGACUAAGAAAUGCAUAUGUGUUUGUUAGGGGUCUCUGAUUUUACACAGGAAAAACCUUAAACAAACAACCCCGCCCACACUACACUAAACGGUAACUGGGUUCACUGCCACGCCGCGCUGGUCAUGGGCGCCCCCCAGGCUGGACCGCACCCUGCCCCCUCACAUGGGAGUUGCAGAAGGCACCAGGAGCGGUACCGGUACCGACACCGGCCCCAGCGCCCGUUUGCUGCGGCAGGCGGAUACCUGCUGCCCUCGGCUCGGCCAGUAUCCGGUGCGGCAAGGAGGCCGCUUGCGCCCUUCCUGCCGCCAUAGCAUGGUGGUGCUGUCCCCUUCCAGCCGCUGCUCCUCCUCCUUGCUCUGUCCCAGGGCGCAGGACUGACAUCACACCCAGGAUUUCCAUCUGACUGAGGGGAAGAGGAGGAGAUUGAGCGGAGCGGCAGCGUGAUGGCGGUGGUCGGAAGGACUUAAGAAGCGGCGGCACAGCACAGCGCUUACUGUUUUUUCCCAGGCUCCUCCCUGCUUGGGGGGGGAGCAAGGGGCGGCUCUAUUGUUCGAACCGGUGGGGGCUGCGGGCGAGCCCACUGUGCAGGGCUGUGAGGAGCCGGCGGUCCAGGCCCUGCGGCGGUCACGGGAGCAGUCUUCGGCUAUAGGUUACAGCACAAACCUCUUCGUGGAGUGUAGCUCUGUCUCGGGCUAGGGAGGCCGGCACGAACACACACACGCACGUAGGUAGGCAGAGGUCCGUCAUGGUUCCUUUCCCUCUCUCGUCUGGAGUUGUGCGGUGGCUUUCGAAGAUGGAUGGGGAGGUGGCUGGUACUGAGGACAGGGAGCUGGAUACCUACUGCGGAUCUAGGCUCCUGGGCCUGCUCGCUGUUAUCCGACGGGGGAGGGAGCUGUGAGAGCCGAGGCAGCUAACUGGGAUUGAGGCUUUUUCACUGGCUCCUGUGGGGGGAGCCUGUGACGAACCGGCUGGGAGCGCGGCCUUCGCUCUUCUCCGCCCGUGGGGGGCGCUGGGGGAAGUGAGCAUGGAGGACUGCGGCGGCCUUGGUGACUCUGCCAGGGAGCCUUGACCAGGAGCAGCGCCUGCGCGGGUCGUGCCACCAGCGGAGUGCUGUCUCCGGGGGGCUGGAAGCGAAUCCACGGGGGGUAGGGAUGCAGUUCUGGCCUCGGCUUCUCCCGGGAACGCCUUGGGAGCGAUCGGUCACGGGAGGCCGCGAGAGCGUGGUCGGGGCACGGGGAGGGUCGCUGCGGAGAAGGGAGCUGGCGACAAGGAGAGACUUUCGUGACGCUAAAAAGGUAAUUUGGGAAAAAAAACUUGAAUGCAUGCAAAGAACGGUUGAGUAAACACAUCACCUGGAAAACACAGAGUACCAGGAAGUGGAUUCUUGACAUCCACCUUGUAACCUGAGUGACUUCUAUUUAUCUUUUAAACUUCUUAAUAUUUACAAUGAAUGGGCACAGUGAUGAAGAACGUGUAAGAAACAGUAGUGGAGAGUCAAGCCAAUCAGAUGAUGAUUCUGGGUCAACAUCGGCUUCUGGAUCUGGUUCAAGCUCUGGAAGCAGUAGUGAUGGAAGUAGCAGUCAGUCAGGUAGCAGUGACUCUGAGUCUGGUUCAGAGUCAGGCAGUCAAUCAGAAUCUGACACAUCUGGAGAGAAGAAACAAGUUCAAGCUAAACCACCAAAAGUUGAUGGAUCUGAGACCCCAGAACUGGAUGCAGUACUCCAGGAUUUAUCGAGCAGUGAAGAUUCUGCAGAUGACUCAUCUAGUGAAACCAAAAAGAAAAGACAUAGAGAUGAAGACUGGCAAAUGUCUGGGUCAGGGUCAGUAUCGGGAACUGGUUCUGAUUCUGAAUCAGAGGAAGAUAGAGAGAAAAGCAGUUGUGAAGAGAGUGAAUCUGACUAUGAGCCAAAAAACAAGGUCAAAAGCCGGAAACCUCCAAGGAGAAUUAAGCCAAAAAGUGGCAAAAAGAAUGCAGGACAGAAAAAGAGGCAGCUUGAUUCAUCAGAUGAUGAUGAUGACGAUUAUGACAAGAGAGGAUCUCGUCGCCAGGCAACAGUCAAUGUUAGUUACAAAGAAGCUGAAGAAGCUAAGACAGAUUCUGAUGACUUGCUGGAAGUUUGUGGAGAAGAUGUCCCACAGCCUGAAGAAGAUGAAUUUGAAACUAUAGAGAAGUUUAUGGAUAGUCGAAUUGGCCGAAAAGGAGCCACUGGUGCUGCAACCACUAUCUAUGCAGUCGAGGCAGAUGGUGACCCAAAUAUUGGUUUUGAAAAGUCAAAGGAGCCAGGAGAAGUUCAGUAUCUUAUUAAAUGGAAAGGUUGGUCACACAUACAUAAUACUUGGGAAACUGAGGAAACCCUGAAGCAACAAAAUGUUAAAGGAAUGAAGAAACUGGACAACUAUAAGAAAAAGUAUCAGGAAACAAAACGAUGGCUGAAAAAUGCUUCUCCAGAAGAUGUGGAAUAUUAUAACUGCCAGCAGGAACUUACAGAUGAUCUACAUAAACAAUAUCAAGUAGUGGAAAGGAUAAUUGCUCAUUCAAAUCAGAAAUCAGCAGCUGGUUAUCCAGAUUACUAUUGCAAAUGGCAGGGUCUGCCUUACUCAGAAUGUAGCUGGGAAGACGGUGCUCUCAUUGCCAAAAAAUUUCAGGCAUGUAUUGAUGAGUAUUUUAGCAGAAAUCAGUCCAAGACCACUCCAUUUAAGGACUGCAAGAUUCUUAAACAGAGGCCAAGGUUUGUUGCACUAAAGAAGCAGCCAUCUUAUAUUGGAGGACAUGAGAGUUUAGAGUUAAGAGAUUAUCAGUUAAAUGGACUGAAUUGGCUUGCUCACUCAUGGUGCAAAGGGAAUAGUUGUAUUCUUGCAGAUGAAAUGGGUCUGGGAAAAACAAUACAAACAAUUUCUUUUCUGAACUACCUGUUCCAUGAACAUCAACUGUAUGGGCCUUUUUUGCUGGUCGUGCCACUUUCUACCUUGACAUCUUGGCAAAGAGAGAUUCAAACUUGGGCUCCUCAGAUGAAUGCUGUGGUUUACUUAGGAGAUAUAACUAGCAGAAAUAUGAUAAGAACUCAUGAAUGGCUGCAUCCACAGAUCAAACGAUUAAAAUUUAAUAUACUUCUAACAACUUAUGAAAUUUUGCUGAAGGAUAAGUCAUUCCUUGGUGGUCUGAAUUGGGUGUUUAUAGGGGUUGACGAAGCUCAUCGUUUAAAAAAUGAUGAUUCCCUUCUGUACAAGACUUUAAUAGACUUCAAGUCUAAUCAUCGUCUUCUUAUUACUGGAACCCCUCUGCAAAACUCCCUCAAAGAGCUUUGGUCUUUGCUGCACUUCAUCAUGCCAGAAAAGUUUUCUUCCUGGGAAGAUUUUGAAGAGGAGCAUGGCAAAGGGAGAGAGUUUGGUUAUGCAAGUCUUCACAAAGAACUUGAACCGUUUCUACUCAGAAGAGUUAAAAAAGAUGUAGAAAAGUCUUUACCUGCUAAGGUUGAGCAAAUUUUGAGGAUGGAAAUGAGUGCAUUACAGAAGCAAUAUUACAAGUGGAUUUUAACCAGGAAUUAUAAAGCCCUGAGUAAAGGUUCAAAAGGCAGUACCUCAGGCUUUUUGAACAUCAUGAUGGAACUCAAGAAGUGUUGUAACCAUUGCUACCUCAUUAAACCACCAGAUGAUAAUGAAUUCUAUAAUAAACAGGAGGCCUUACAGCAUUUAAUACGAAGCAGUGGGAAACUAAUCCUUCUUGACAAGCUACUGAUUCGUCUACGAGAACGUGGCAACAGAGUACUGAUUUUCUCUCAGAUGGUGAGGAUGCUAGACAUCCUAGCAGAAUAUUUGAAGUAUCGUCAGUUUCCUUUUCAGAGACUUGAUGGAUCAAUAAAAGGGGAAUUGAGGAAACAAGCACUGGAUCAUUUUAAUGCAGAAGGAUCAGAGGAUUUCUGCUUUUUGCUGUCUACCAGGGCUGGAGGAUUAGGUAUAAACUUGGCAUCUGCUGACACUGUAGUUAUAUUUGAUUCUGACUGGAAUCCACAAAAUGAUCUGCAAGCGCAGGCUAGAGCUCAUAGGAUUGGACAGAAAAAACAGGUUAAUAUUUAUCGGCUAGUCACAAAAGGAUCAGUAGAAGAAGAUAUUCUUGAAAGAGCCAAGAAAAAGAUGGUGUUAGAUCACUUAGUGAUUCAGAGAAUGGACACUACAGGGAAAACAGUACUACAUACAGGCUCUACUCCUUCAAGCUCAACACCUUUUAAUAAGGAAGAGUUAUCAGCAAUUUUGAAGUUUGGUGCUGAGGAACUCUUUAAAGAACCUGAAGGGGAAGAAGAGGAGCCUCAGGAAAUGGAUAUAGAUGAAAUCCUGAAGAGGGCUGAAACUCGAGAAAAUGAGCCAGGCCCAUUAACUGUAGGAGAUGAGUUACUUUCUCAGUUCAAGGUAGCUAACUUUUCUAAUAUGGAUGAAGAUGACAUUGAAUUGGAACCAGAACAAAAUUUAAGAAGUUGGGAAGAAAUCAUUCCAGAAGUCCAGCGGCGACGAAUAGAAGAGGAGGAAAGACAAAAAGAACUUGAAGAAAUAUAUAUGCUCCCAAGGAUGAGGAACUGUGCAAAACAGAUUAGCUUUAAUGGAAAUGAAGGGAGACACAGUAGGAGCAGAAGAUAUUCUGGAUCUGAUAGUGAUUCUGUCUCAGAAAGAAAACGACCAAAAAAACGUGGACGACCACGAACUAUUCCUCGAGAAAAUAUUAAAGGAUUUAGUGAUGCAGAGAUUAGACGAUUUAUCAAGAGUUACAAGAAAUUUGGUGGCCCACUUGAAAGGUUAGAUGCUAUAGCUAGAGAUGCUGAGCUAGUUGAUAAAUCGGAAACAGACCUUAGACGUCUGGGAGAACUUGUACAUAAUGGAUGCAUUAAGGCUUUAAGGGACAAUGCCUUUGGACAAGAAAGAUCAGGAGGUGGACUUGGGAAAGUUAAAGGCCCAACAUUCCGAAUAUCAGGAGUGCAGGUGAAUGCAAAGCUAGUCAUCUCCCAUGAAGAAGAGUUGGCACCAUUGCACAAAUCCAUUCCUUUAGAUCCAGAAGAAAGGAAAAGAUAUGUCAUCCCAUGCCACACCAAGGCAGCUCAUUUUGAUACAGAUUGGGGUAAGGAAGAUGAUUCCAAUCUGUUAAUAGGUAUCUAUGAGUAUGGUUAUGGCAGCUGGGAAAUGAUAAAAAUGGAUCCUGAUCUCAGUUUGACGCAGAAGAUUUUACCUGAUGAUCCAGACAAGAAACCCCAGGCCAAGCAGUUACAGACCCGUGCAGACUACCUCAUUAAAUUACUGAAUAAAGACCUUGCAAGAAAGGAAGCACAGAGACUUGCUGGUGCAGGCAAUUCAAAGAGGAGGAAAACAAGAAGUAAGAAGAGUAAAGCAACAAAGGCUGCAAAAAUAAAAGAAGAAAUAAAAAGUGACUCCUUGUCAGCACCCUCAGAAAAAUCUGAUGAAGAUAAUGAAGAUAAUGAGGAUGAGAUUGUUUCAGUGAAACAUCCGCAUAAAAAAGUAAAAGCAGAAAAAGAAAAUGAAGAAAAGCAUGAGCCAGAUAUUGGUAUAAAAAAGGAAGCUGAAGAAAAAAGAGAGACAAAAGAAAAGGAAAUUAAGAGGGAUUUGAAAAGGGAGAAAAAAGAAAAGGAGGAUAAGAAAGAAUUUAAAUAUAUUAAAGAAAAGAGAGAAAACAAAGUAAAGGAAUCCACACAGAAAGAAAAAGAAGUAAAGGAAGAGAAGGUAAAUGAAAUCAAAUCUGAAAAUAAAGAAAAAAAUAAAAAAGUUCCAUUGUUGGAUAUUCCAGUUCAUAUUACUGCAACUAGUGAACCAGUUCCUAUAUCUGAAGAAUCUGAAGAACUGGAUCAGAAGACAUUCAGUGUGUGCAAAGAAAGAAUGAGGCCUGUCAAAGCAGCAUUGAAACAACUGGAUCGACCAGAGAAAGGCCUUUCUGAAAGGGAACAGCUAGAACAUACUAGACAGUGCCUAAUCAAAAUUGGGGACCAUAUUACUGAAUGUCUAAAGGAGUACCCAAAUCCUGAACAAAUUAAACAAUGGAGAAAAAACUUGUGGAUUUUUGUCUCCAAGUUUACAGAAUUUGAUGCCAGAAAGCUGCACAAGCUGUAUAAACAUGCAAUCAAAAAACGCCAAGAAUCUCAGCAACAUAAUGAUCAGAACAUUAGCAGCAAUGUGAAUACACAAGUAAUUAGAAAUCCAGAUGUCGAAUUAAUGAAAGAGAAUACAAACCAUGAUGACAGUAGCAGGGACAGUUAUUCUUCUGAUAGACAUUUGUCACAAUACCGUGAUCAUCAUAAGGACAGGCAUCAGGGAGAUGCUUGUAAGAAAACUGACUCUAGGAAAAGGCCCUAUUCAGCCUUCAGCAAUGGAAAAGAUCAUAGAGAGUGGGAUCACUACAAACAAGACAGCAGAUACUAUAGUGAUAGUAAACAUAGGAAGCUGGAUGACCACAGGAGCAGAGAUCACAGGUCAAACCUGGAAGGAAGUUUAAAAGAUAGUAGGCCUCAUUCAGAUCACCGUUCCCAUUCAGACCACAGGAUGCAUUCAGAUCACUGUUCAAUUUCAGAGUACAGCCAUCAUAAAUCUUCCAGAGAUUAUAGGUACCACUCAGACUGGCAAAUGGACCACAGAGCUUCUGGUAGUGGCUCAAGGUCACCAUUAGAUCAGAGGUCUCCUUAUGGUUCAAGAUCUCCAUUUGAACGCUCAUCAGAUCACAAAAAUACACCUGAACAUACAUGGAGUAGCCGAAAAACAUAACAAAGACUGACAUUUUCUGGACCUUCUUUUAGCCAUAUACAGUAAGCUAACACAGUAAUUGCCUUAUGUGACUUGAAAGACUGGAUAUUCUAUCAGUAGCAGCAUUGUUACUUCUUCCCAGGAUGCAAGGUCUAUUAUCCCAACAAAAGAAAAAUAUUUUUGUAUUUAAAGUUUAUGCUGCACAGUGCUGCAAAUGUUGUGGCACUUUUUCUCUCUCUCUUUUUUUUUUUUUUUUUUACAGGGACCUCAACACUAUCCCAUCAAGACUGGAUCUUAUAAAACUGUUUUUAGGCUGAACACAGUUUAAAUUGUUUAUAAAUUAAUUUUUAAACACUGCCAUACGAUCAUGUUUCAAGAAGGAAUGAGGAGUUUGCUUUGUUUUCUUAGUAAAGAAUUCUCACUUUCCAAAACUGUAUGUUUACAUUGUACACUGCAACCACCUUGCCGCUUUUCAUAACAAGCUUGAAUAUUUAAAUUCUUUAUCUAUAACUGUAACAUAGCCAGGAUUUCUUCUGUUUGUGAUCAGUUGUAAUAAUGCCUUUUUACAAAAAAAAAACCAACAUAAAUAAAAAUAAAUCACUGCAAAUUACUGCAAAUUAAUUAACUUUUUUUUUUCUCUUGUUCCUUUCCCCACCAGCUCAGGCCUUCUUGUCACAAGUAUGAAAAAAAAGUCAGUGUGCUAAUUCUUUUUAAUAAAAUAUCUUGAUGAAACCACUGUUCAGAAUGUAGAAAUGGGGAAAGGGAACAUUUUUAUUCCAUUUGUGCCCCUUUUUUAUUUGAUAAUUCAGAUACAUGUUUUUUUUUUUGUUUGUUUCUAUUAAACUGUCAAUAUCGUGAUUUGUUGUAAUGAAAUGAUGAGAAAUAUUGAAUUAAAUUGUGUUCCGGAAAGUUUUUUUUCCGGUCCGUUAGUUUUAAAGGAGUGUUCAAUAUCUGAACACUUAAGAAUCAAAAUUAGCCAAAAUUUAUUGUACAUCCAUUUGUUUUCCUUCUUAAAAUGGGCAAUAAUGGCAAAUGUGCUAUGCAGCCAGAUAAUAUUUUAGAAGAUUUGAAUGACUUUAUUAAUAGAAUUGUUACAAUGCACACUGAUUGUACAUAGAUAACAUCUAUCUGACAAAUUAAAUUUAAACAAAGUGUGUGUGGGCUCUUGUUUUUAGCUGGUAUUUUUCUACAGUGUACAUUUCUCAUAUUUAACCAUAAAAAUAUUAAACUAUGUACUAAACUUUAGUACACAACAUAAUUAGGGAAGAUAAAUGUCUACACUGGCAUGUGGUUGGAGCUACUCUGUUGCUUCAGUUUUUCUUGUCUUACAACAUGUUGAGUGUUUUUUCUGAUUAAUUAUGUUUACAGGAACAAAUCGACAAAUCUGGUGGCCUUCUAUGAUGGGAUUACAGGUAAUCCCUUCUAUGAUGGGAUUAUUGGUAGAUAAGGGAAAAGCAACUGCUGUCAUCUACCUGGACUUGUGCAAAGCAUGCAACGCUUUCUCACACAAUAUCCUUGUCUCUAAAUUGAUAGAUGGAUCACUCAGUGGCUAAGGAAUUGGCUGGAUCGUCGCACUCAAAAAGUUGCAGUCAACGGCUCAAUGUCCAGGUAGAGAACAGUGAUGAGUGGUGUCCCUCAGGGCUUGGUAUUGGGACCAGUGCUGUUUAACAUAUUUGUCGGUGACGUGGAUGGUGGGAUUGAGUGCAACCUCAGCAAGUUUGCUGAUGACACCAAGCUGUGUGGUGCGGUCGACACGCUGGAGGGAAGGGAUGCCAUCCAGAGGGACCUUGACAGGCUUGAGAAGUGGGCCUGUGCAAACCUCAUGAAGGUCAUGCGUAAGGUCCUACACCUGGCUCAGGGCAAUCCAAGCACAAAUACAGACUAGGUGGAGAAUGGAUUGAGAGCAGCUCUGAGGAGAAGGACUUGGGAGUGCUGGUUGAUGAGAAGCUCGACAAGAGCAGGUAAUGGGCACUCGCAGCCAAGAAAGCCAGCCGUAUCCUUGGUUGCAUCAAAAGAAGCAUGACCAGCAGGUCAAGGGAGGAGAUUCUCCCUCUCUACUCUGCUCUCGUGAGUACUGUGUUCAG
This is a messenger RNA of Cygnus olor (mute swan), 9586 nucleotides long. RefSeq names its product chromodomain-helicase-DNA-binding protein 1-like. The coding region runs from base 2217 to 7523 and encodes 1768 amino acids. NCBI's taxonomy places the organism in Eukaryota, Metazoa, Chordata, Aves, Anseriformes, Anatidae. Gene Ontology annotation, molecular function: ATP hydrolysis activity; ATP binding; chromatin binding. The transcript is spliced from 37 exons. Gene Ontology annotation, biological process: regulation of transcription by RNA polymerase II; nucleosome organization. Gene Ontology annotation, cellular component: nucleus; chromatin. The record is from RefSeq and is a predicted model, not a curated record.